GAAUUGGCGGUAUUCUGGUGAUGGGAGUCGGCAUCUUCGCCAGCGGUGUGUUCAUCAGGAAAGCCAAUCCCACAGCUAGAACUGUUGCUGGCUGGAUUGCUUUAACUGCCCUCAUCUAUUCUAUAGGUAUGGUGAUCCUAAUGUUUGUUGGCUGCCCUCCAGAGGAUUUUAUAGGCCUAGUGGAAGAUGAAAGUGGGAAGCACUUCACUCCGGUGUGCAACAGGACGUGUGGAGAUUGUGACGCCACAACCUUUGCACCUGUGUGUGACCUACAGGGAAAGACAUACUUUUCCUCCUGUCAUCUGGGCUGUUCUAAUGCCACUCUUUUUAAGGAGUCAAAUCAACUAGUGUUCUCCAACUGUGACUGUUUACCAGAGGGGGAGACUGCAGUGUUGAGACUGUGUGGAAUGAAAUGUAAUAAUUUUGUCUGGUACGUGAUCAUCUUCUCUGUGUUUGUGUUGAUACAUUCCACGUCGGAGGUGGGUGGCAUGCUGGUCACGCUACGCUGUGUAGACCCUAAGGACAAGGCCAUGGCACUUGGCCUCAUCUCUGUUGCUAUUGGUUUAUUAAGCAAUGUUCCGUGUCCAAUAAUAUACGGUGCUGUGGUUGACUCUGCGUGCAUCCAUUGGAAGGAAACUUGUAGAAUAGCAGGUGCUUGUCAGCUCUAUGAUUCUGAUGCUUUCAGAAUGUUCUUCCAUGGCAUGACAGGUGCUGUUAUGAUAUUAGCAUUUAUGGUGGAUUUAGUUGUGUGGUAUAUGGCAAAAGCCGUGUCCUUCACUGAAGAUGAAGAGAAUCCAGAAGAGGAAACUCCCAUGAACCCCAAAUCUCUCUCUCCAUCCACAUCUGUAACAGUUGACCAAACUCCAACAACAUCUACACCCCAAGAAAGUAUUCCUAUGCUCUCUCCAAGUGAGGGAGCUCCUUCAAUCAGUCAAGAAAGUCGAUCAAGUAUGUGAGAAUAGAAAUAUUAGAUCAAACGUGGUAUGUACGUGUGUAUGUAAAUAAUUCUCUCUCUCUCUACCAGGGUAGCCUAUAUCUACACCAUUUUUAUAAAUCAACUCUGGGUCUGAAACUUCAUUUAAACACUCAUUCCAUGCCAACACUGUGCCACAGAUAUCCGGGGGUUGUAUUUGGGGUUUGUAACCGAGCAGGAAAAAAAUUCUAAAUGUUUUGGCGCUCAAAUGCUGAUACAGCAGUCACUACAGUUCAUGUAUCCAUUUGACUGCUUUGAUAGUAGACUAGUCUUCAGUUUAUAGUUACUUGUGUAUUGGCUGCUUCCAAAGCCCAGUGUUUGGUCAGGCUUGAGCAGCUUUUUCCAUAUACAUUAACAGUUUGGUAAGUGGAGAGACUUGUCAUGAUCUGACAUCAGCAACAACUUUGAACACAGAUUUGCCUUAAAUUGUACUGAGCAUAAUAAUUAUGAUGCAGAGUUCAUAAAACAAAACUUAUCCUCGAGUGCAAAUUUUAGUUGGUAAAUUUAUUUUAUUUUAAUACAGUACUGUUCUGUAUUUUGAGUCAAAAAGCAAUGUCUAAAGACAGUUAUACUCACUUUCCAGUCACUGAGAAUUUGGAGGAGUUAAGGAAUCUACAGUUGAUUAUACUACGUGGGCUGUACUUACUAUUUAGAAACUGUUAGUGUGACCAGUGCUUUCAUAAAUAAUUAAAGAUGUCUUGAUAAUAUGUGACUUAAUCAAAUGCUAAUAGCAUGCAUUGCUUAUUUGUGGUAUUUGUUCAUCUCGAGACAGUGGUGCAUCCCCAGGAAAUGUAUUAUUUUUGUAAAACUUUAUUUUUUGUAGACAACAAUUUAGCAUUUGCAGUUACAGGUAUAAGAUUUUUUAUGUUACUGGAAGACAAUUCCCAAGUCUACUAAUGCCUUAGAAUAUUUUGUCUUUAUAUAAAUUAUUUAUUCGGCAGUACGACCUCGCAACAACAGAAAUCCACAAAACGACAACUAGCGGUAGUUUGAAAUCAUUGUAAAUAUACUGAAUUUGUACAGGCUGUAUAAAAACCUGAAACUAUUUAACAUUGCUCAAGAAGUAAAAUAGAAUAUAAGGAAUGCAGUUUAAGAAUUACUAGUCUUCUGGGGGCAUUCCUCUGUUCCUACAUACUGUCUUUCUAACCCCUGGUCAAUGUGUUGCUUCACACUAGCAAAUAACACAUUAGUUUAAUAAACAAAAUAAUUUGCCACAAAUUAAUGUAUCAUGCUAACUAUUCCUUUUAAUUUAAUUUGUAUAAUCUUGAAAGAAGUUCACCUGUAUGUAUUGUUAAUGAAAGUGAAUGUCUAGAAUUUCGUUCUUCCGUUUUUGCGAGGUAGUACUGAAUUUAAUAGUUUGAAAAUGAUAAUGUUCUGUUCCCAUUUUAAAAUGAGUAUUCAAAAAGGUUGUGUUAAAAAUAAAUUGCAAUUAUUAAUUUCUAGGAUUUUAAAACUUAAAUGUUAAAAUAUUAAAACUAUAUCUAUAUAUUGUAUGACAAAUUAUUUUAUAGAAAAAUAAAACAUCCUUUUAUAAUAUGCAUUUGUAAUAUUUCUGUAGUGUGUGUUUGUGUAUAUGUUUAGUGGAGUGUGUGUGUACAAGAUGCUUAUUGUGAGAAGAAAAUUCCUUGCCAUGAUUUGUAUACAACAAUUAAAUGAGUUGCUUCUCAUUUGGAGCAUAUUCCUUGUGUAGCCUAUGUGCAAUUUCACACACAUUAUUGCAUCUCCCCAUUUGCCAACAGACUACAGCCCUCCGAGGCUCUCUGCGCCCUCCCCUAAUCCCUCCACUUUCUAUUUUGUUCUUACAUCUAUUUGCUUUAUUUUUAUUUUAACUACUUAAUUUUGUCAGUCAAGUCUCCUCCCCAUCUCGACCUUCUCUCUGACUAUGUCAGUAUGUGCACUUAUUUCACUCCACAUACAUAUGCAAAUUUAUUUCCACUGUUUGCAGUCACCCUGUCAUUCUGUUCAUGUCAUUCACAAGCAUCAGAGAAGUGAAGUGAAUGUUGUGGCACAUUUCACUUCAGGUGCACUCUCGCAUUCUACUGAAACCUAUAACCCUCAUACACAAGGAAAUCACAAUAACGUGAUAUAUCUACGAGAAAAUCAUUGGAGGAGAGGGAUUGAAUCGGUAUCCUCGGUAACCCCAGAUGCACACCCAGCACGUCGUGGUCCAUGGGUCAAGAUACAAGUUGGGGUUACCCUGGAUGCUGGUUCGAUCCUCGUCCUGCUACAAUGAUUUUUUCCUCCAACUCUUGAUCACGCACUUACCACUUCCCCGACUCUCGGCACGAUUUUUGCUGGUAUCCAUUUACAUUGAUUCAUCUUCAUUGUAAAUUUAUACUCUGAACCUUUCCUAACCACUUGCAAUACUGCUAUAUUUCCUUAUUUCAAUAACUGGAUGUUGCAGACCAUUAUCCAUUUUUGUGUUAAGUUUUCAUCUAUAUUGUAGUCCUCUUUCUUUGCUUUGUCUUUCAAGGCUCCCAAUAGUAUCUCUGUUGCUCUUUAACUCUCAUUAUUUAAUUCAGAAUCAUUGGUCUACAUCUGUUAUAUUUCUAACCUGUCAUCUCACUUAAUAUGUUGUCUUUAACAUAAUCAACCAGUUUGUUAAAAAUGUAUGGCCACAAUAAGUUAGGUGGGUUGCUUUGGUUCAUAUGUUAUUGGUUAGGUAAAACAGUGGCAUUAUCAGCAUUGCAAAUUGAGAGAACGGGCUCAUUUCCCAUUCUAUCCUUUCCUAAUCUCAUUUUUCUGUUCAAACUUAACAUACAUUCCUCCAUGCUUAUACGUAGGCAAGCUGAAUAACUUUAUAAUUGCUAAACAUAAAGACAUCUAAUUUUUCCCUCUCCAUUUUUGUUACACAUUAUCUUGAAGAAAUAUUUAAAUGCUUACAUUAGCUUUGCUCAUUCCAUAUAUUCUUUAGCACAUUCCAUAGUCUGUUCCCACCAGAUGUGUUGGGCACUUUUCAGAUCAAUGAAAGUGGAAUACAUGUUUUCCCUAACAUUUGUUACCUUUUAGAUCUGGCUUUCAAUAGCUGCAGUCAGUCAACCUAUACACAAAAUGUAAUAAAGUGCACAUUCUAACCACACAACAAAAAUGGGGAAACGGCAGAAGUUGGAAGGGUGACUGCAUUCACAUAUACAAAUAUGCAAGGAAGUACAGGUAUGGGAAUUGUCUCUCAAGAAUAUUUAAAUGAUCUCUCAAAAAGUUUAUUAUUGUCAUUUUGAAGCUAAAUACAGUUUAAUAUGCUGUGGCUAAUUAAGCUUUUUUAAAACAAGCAUCUUAAAGCCCUUCGUUUCUUCACGUAAAUCUACGUGUGUAAUAUCUUCAUGAAUUAUUUUUUGUUAAUUUUGCCAAAUUCACAGUUUUCCUUCUACUCUCUUAUUUUACUAUAUUUUACAAAUUCAUCAAUUUGUUCUCUCCCAUUUUUUCUGAUAUUUUGCUCCCUCCUUCAUUUUAGCUGUUGGUGACCUUGACACUCAUUCUAGGGUCACAUUGCAUUUAAAAGGCAUCUCUACCCAGGCUCCUUUUCCCUUCUCAGCAGCUGUUUUCAUCAAUAAAUUCCUUAAAAAUAGUAUGUUCUUAAAUUUGUUGCUGUUAUUACCGCUAUAUACAAUUUACCUCCAGUCUUUCACUCAAUCUUCCACUUUAUGAGGGUUGCGGUAGUACAGUUGGGUUCGUUCUCAACUCACAGUUGAGAAUUCCGGGUUCAAAUCCCAUUCGGGACAGAAAUGGUUGGGUGUAUUUCCUAUCACCUAAUGCUCCUGUUCACCUAGAAGUAGGUACUUGGAAGUUAGUCAGCUUGUUGUGGGGUUGCAUCUUGGGGAGGGGGGACCUCAAUAUAAAUAAGCCUAACGUGUAUGAAUAUACUCUGGCUGCCAGUCUCCUGACAACGAAUUAUUCUUAUCUACCUUUUGCAAUAUGGUUUUCCAAUGUAUAUUCUUCUUUGGCAUUCUUUGGGGGGGAGGGGGACCCCCCUUGACAAGCUGACAGCUUCCUGUUCCUAUUGAAGCUGCUAGAGAUGGUGGCCCUUAUGUAAAUUUAUUGUGUCUUUGCCUUGCUCAUCAUAACACAGCCUCCGUUCGACUUUUUCAUUUGCUUUGCAGUCCCAUCUUAGCCUUUUAAUGUUACUCAGGUAUACACGAUUGUCCUUGUUCCUCACAUUUCAUCCAUCUCAUUGUCUAACUUUCCGACUGAAAUUGUAUCUCAAUUAGCAAAAUAAUUUAAUGAACUUCUUGUUUCUAUGUAUUUUAAAUUUUUACUAGACUUUGUUAUUCAAAUUAUAUCGACUUGUGUACAAUUUUAUAUAUUAAGCUUAUGUUGAUGAACAAAAUAAAUAUCAUAUAUA
Messenger RNA from Procambarus clarkii (red swamp crayfish), 5312 nucleotides. NCBI's taxonomy places the organism in Eukaryota, Metazoa, Arthropoda, Malacostraca, Decapoda, Cambaridae. The record is from RefSeq and is a predicted model, not a curated record.